Molecule: messenger RNA, 2043 nt
Organism: Laccaria bicolor S238N-H82
Lineage: Eukaryota; Fungi; Basidiomycota; Agaricomycetes; Agaricales; Hydnangiaceae
Exons: 15
Coding region: 1-2043 (680 amino acids)
Source: RefSeq, a predicted model, not a curated record
AUGAACUUCUUGCUGGUAAAAGAUAUUUUACUAGUGAGCGGAGCCCAGCUUGAGGUUCAAGCCACCGGCAACGCCCUCAUUGUUGAUAUGACAGAUCGCAACCAGCAGCCCCGCGUUGACCUUUCUAUCCUCUUAUGCACAACUACAAUCAUCCGCGAGAUGUACAGAACUACAACGCUCACCCGUCGACUUCUGCUCUGUACGCUUCCUCCUCUUCUCAAUCCUCUCGCGUCGAAACUUACUUUCCUUAGCGAUGGUCGAGUGCCCGACGAAUACUGGCUUGGAAAUGGUAUAUUUACGGCACUCAAUAAUAAUUUCGAACAAAAAUCCUACCUCCAGCCUCAAGUCCAAGACUACUCCCAGUCUGGCGACGUAAAUCCUGAGGACUUUUCAGCAUCUCAAAUCACGCCCCCGCUCACAGAUGGAAGUCCCGUGGAGGGCUGGCAGGAUAACGAAGAGACGUUGAAGACGCCCGACGAGGACGCUGUAAUUCCACCAUGGGCCGGCGACUACUUCAACGGUGGACCUCUCAAGAUAGUCGCCCCGCUUCCAUCAAAUGAACGGGUCGAAGCAUGUUCUCAGGACGAUGAUACGUAUGGAGAAGACCUAGACUCAUGGCUCUCAAGAACAUUCAACUUACGUCCUAAUGCGAACUCAAACGACCAGUCUCUCGAGCCCGAGAACAACCAGCUGCCGUUGUCAACGAACGUCGCCAAUCCCCUCCCUACUUCUCAAGUACGCGAUAAUUUCGCGGAGUUCACUGGUGAACUUGCCACCGCGACUUCUUCAGCAGAUUAUUAUCCCCCUGGCCCUUCCUCUUCUAGUGGUCCUGCAUCUGGAUUUUUUGGCGCCCCUCCCAAUUACGGUCAGCGGCCGUCUUAUCCCCAGUUUAUGGGACAGGCCGUUGUUGCGUUGGACACUCCAGACUAUUUCCUCUGGGCGAACGCGCCCAUUUCCCGCUUCCCGAUGGCUGGGUCGCAUCAAAGCAUUUAUGGGCAACAACCCCGUACCGCGCCCGCCACAAUGAGUCACCAUCGGAACGCCCAGAUGGGUUUUUGCUAUUUUCCAUACAAUCCUGUGGCUCAGGCCGCCGUCCCGCCGAACAUGCAGGCCUACGCUGGGGCAUCAAUGCCUGUAUAUGAGGCGUACCCGCCCUUCACCCAAACUCCCAUUACACGCGCCUUCCCAGUUUAUAAGCGGCAACCCCGUAAUUCAUCUGCCACUAUGAGCGCUCAAGCCGCACGCCGUGACAGACGGCAUCAACCUUACGGAACUCCGUCGGUUUCAAAGCGUACCGAGAUGUCAGGCAAGGCCGACAAUUAUUGCCAAUGGGGGGACUGCUCAGCAGGUCCCAUGACCCUCACAAAGAUCCGAGAACAUUUUCGAGAUCAUGGGGAAAAAGUCAAAGGUCACCGAAUCAAAGAAUGCCUUUGGAAAGGCUGCAAUUCUAAACCUGGCGCCUUCCCGAUGACACGCGAGGGCUUUAGGCGUCACGUUUACGAAACUGGAUCGCACGCUGGGAUCGGAAGGCUCUCGAAGGUCAACUGCGAGAAAUGCGGCGAGGAGAAGGCGAAGAGGUCUCAGGCUAACCACAGUAAAGUUUGCUCGGGAGAGUCGAAAGAGCGGGAAGAAGAGCAUCUCCAUGGCUCUAUGUACGAGCCUCGUGUUUUCUGUUUGUAUUGCCACCUUACGGGGGCAGAAUUGUAUAAAAUCCUCGGUCAUGGAAGUUGGAACUCAGGUCGCCCUCCACUGGCAGGCUCAGAGCGAAGGGUGGCCUUGGAGGAACUUGCCUUCUAUGGGGAUGACGAUGAGGGUGAGGUAGUCACCUUAAUGAGAGAUGAGCACAAGAGUGGGAGUGAAGAGGUAACCUUGCUUUCGGCGAUGGCAUCGAGGGCUCUGGGUGGGGCCAGUACCAAUGUUCUGAGCCCCCGAUCGCCUUUUGCUCGCCAAAAGCAGUCGCAGAUACUGGCCAUCUAUAAUCCAGGAUUUCUCUACCGGCCGCGUGUAUGGUGGGGAUACUCUGAAAGCGUAAAGCGUCUUUAA